AUGGUCAGCGACGACCACCACCACCCCACGGCGGCCACCGGCGUUCAAGCCCAAGACCCAGAUGGAUCCGAUCUAAACCCGGCAGCGCCCGUGACCACCGAUCUUGCCCAACACGCAGCCGUCACCACGCCGCGAGCAGGCCACCGCCGCCGCCGCGCAGCGCACAACGUCGCCAAGAAACCCGCCCGCCGCGCCGCCCGACCCCACGCUAGCCUGGCGCCCCGUCCGAUCUGGCUGCCCCGGGCCAGCUGCGAUGGACAAGGGGAAGAGACGCCCGCCGCCGCCCAGCAGGCUAAGCUUUGCCCGGCGGCGCUGCGGACGGCGGCGAGGAUAGACAAAUACAUGGCACCAAAAAUUGCGGAUUUUGGAUUGUCGAGGAUCUUCACAGGAAGUCGUAGCCAUGUGACUGUCGAAACAGUUGCAGGAACAAUGAAGUACAUGCCACCAGAAUUAAGAAAGCAAAGCGAGGUUUCAGACAAGACGGAUAUUUUCGGUUUAGGUGUUACUAUCAUAGACAUAAUGGCAGGACCUCAAGGUUACGUCAAAUUCAGGGAGGUGGAGGACGCAGAAUUUACUGAUCAUAGAAGGUGUGUUUCUGAGCUGGUGGAUGAGACGAAGUCGAUGGCUGUUUCUGCUGCACCAUCCCAAUUGCAACCAUCAGCGCUGGAGGUGGAGCACGAGGGUAGCAAAAUGAGCCAAGAGAGGGAGGAGAUGGAAGCAAUCACGAGCGAGGCGACUGGUGUGAUGGAGCUCCUCCCCGGCAAAUCCACCGCGCUCAUCGGCGACAAGUACAAGCUGCUCCUCGCUGAGGUAAGCAAACAGGCAUUGUUCCUGGAGAAGGAGUCGAACUCCAUAAAUGCUGUCCUCAAGGAUCUGGAGCUGAAGGCUGAACUCACUUUAGAGCUCAAAAACUGGAGGGACGAUGUCAGGGAGAUUUCCUAUGACAUUGAGAAUUGCAUGGAUGACUUCAUGUGCCGACAUGGAGGUGGCAAUGUUGAGGCAGGCUUCAUCCCAGAGACUACUGAACUUCACAAGAGGUUAUGCGAGCUUCGUCAAAUUGCUGACCAGAUGGAAGAGCUUAAGACUCGCGCUCUAGAGACAAAUGCUCGGCGUGAGAGGUACAAGAUUGAUGAUUGGAAGCCUACCCCCGUCUCUCUGGCUGUUGAACCUCAUCUUCGAGUGGCUAACAAUGCGAAAGCCACCCUUGUGGGUAUUGAUGGCCCAAAGAAAGAGGUUGCCAAGUGGUUGAUGGAUACUCAGGAGGAACUCAAGGUGGUGUCCAUUGUGGGAUUCGGAGGUCUUGGCAAAACUACACUUGCCAAGCAAGUGUUUGACGAGAUUAAAGGGGAAUUCGAUUGUAAGGCAUUCUUUUCAGUUUCACAAAGACCAGAUUUGAGCAUGCUUCUCAAGCGCCUAGAGGCAAAACUUCGUAUGAAGGAGCCUUCUUACGCUCGCAAAGUGGAACACAUCAUCGAAGACAUAUCGGAACAUCUGACGGAAAAGAGGUACCUUAUUGUGGUUGAUGACUUGUGGGAUCCAUCCAUAUGGAAUGUUAUCAGUCAUGCCUUCCCAAAUGAUGGUAAUGGGAGUAGAGUAAUAGUAACAACAAGGGUAGAAGUUGUGGCUAGUGCGGCUUGUCAAAGUGGCCCUGAGUACAUUUAUAAAUUGAAGCCCCUGGACAAACAAAAUUCAAAGAAAUUGUUUUUCAAAAGAAUAUUUGACCAUGUGAUCAACACAAUUGAUCUGAUUCGACAGUGGAUAGCUGAAGGCUUUAUCAGCAAUUUGCCUGGGCAAGAUUUGGAGGAUGUUUCUAGGAGUUACUUCAAUGAGCUUAUCAAUAGAAACAUGAUUCAGCCUGAACAUACUCUUUUGGGGGAGGUGGUGUCAUGUAGAGUACAUGAUUUGAUGCUUGAUUUGAUUCUAAGCAAGUGUGCAGAAGAUAAUUUUAUAUGUGUGGCAUACAAUGCUGAUGACAUGGAAAGGCUGCAUAGCUGCAAGCACAAGGUUCGUCGUUUAUCCCUGAGCUCCAUGGCUACGGGUGGAGCAAGUGCCACAUAUGACACAACUAUUAUUGCUUGCAUAUCACUUGUACAUGUUCGAUCAUUUUCACUGUUCAGGAACUACAUGCCAUCCCUUUUGCUGUUCAAGUAUCUCAGGGUGCUCAACAUUUAUGAUGUCAUGGUAGAUGAGAAGGAGAUUGUUGACUUAACUGCCAUUAGCCAGUUAUUUUUGUUGAGGUAUUUGAAAGUUGAAGCAUCAUAUGGCAUAGAGCUUCCAACAGAACUUCAAGGGUUUGUUUACUUGGAGACGAUACACUUAAGCUGUGGAGAGAUGAUGGAAAUACCCUCAGAUAUAGUUCAUUUGCCCCGCUUGUCCUAUUUGUGCCUUCCAGUUGCUUCAAGACUGAUUGGAGGGAUCGGAAACAUGAAAUCAUUGCGUACCCUACGAGGGUUUCUCGUACUGAGCUCGGUGGAGGAUAUUAUGGGUCUCGGCAAGCUCAUCAACCUGACAGAACUGGAGCUGGCGGGAUUUGGGGCGUUUUUGGAGACACCAAAACUUGAUGCUUUGGCAUGCUCCAUUGGAAAGCUCCAUAACCUCAAACGCCUCAGCUUGCAUUGCUUGUGUGAAGAAGACAAUAAUUUGCUGGCCUCAUUAUUCAAUCCCUUCCAGCAUAUUGAGUACCUUGGACUUGAAGAUUGGAAAUUCCCCCAAGUUCCCAAAUGGAUAGGUGGUCUCCAUUACCUCCGCAUCCUAGAGCUGCGUGUUGAGGAGACAUCAACUGAGCAGAUUCAUCUUCUGGGAGAGCUUCCCUCCCUUGUUUACCUCAAAUUGAAUGCACCUCAUGUUAUAUUGGGCAAGGGACUAUUCCAGGUUCUGGAAUACUUUGAACUCGAGGCACCGAAGCAACUUGUGUUCGAGGCUGGGACCAUGCCCAACCUACGAACCCUCCAUCUCAACAUGAGGAAGUGGGGCAACAUUAUACCAGUCGGCAUGGAUUAUCUGCUAUGGCUCCGUGAGGUCCGACUAGUGGGGUGCUACUCCGACGAUGCUCUGUCUACGGUCAUGGCGACCUUGCUGGUGCAUCCAAACCACCCUUUGGUUAAAAUUGUAUAG
Triticum dicoccoides is the source of this 3114-nucleotide messenger RNA. RefSeq names its product disease resistance protein RGA5-like. The record is from RefSeq and is a predicted model, not a curated record. Gene Ontology annotation, molecular function: ATP binding; ADP binding; protein kinase activity. The transcript has 6 exons. Gene Ontology annotation, biological process: protein phosphorylation. NCBI's taxonomy places the organism in Eukaryota, Viridiplantae, Streptophyta, Magnoliopsida, Poales, Poaceae. Bases 1 to 3114 code for a protein of 1037 amino acids.